This is a messenger RNA of Fraxinus pennsylvanica, 2652 nucleotides long. NCBI's taxonomy places the organism in Eukaryota, Viridiplantae, Streptophyta, Magnoliopsida, Lamiales, Oleaceae. The record is from the annotation of a GenBank genome assembly.
AUGCCGGAAUACAACGCAUUGCUCUCUAUCAAAGCCGCCAUUAACGACGACACACAAUCCGCUUUGGCCUCCUGGGAUGCCUCAACCGGUUACUGCGCUUGGCGGGGCGUCACGUGCGAUCCUUCCCGGCGUCACGUGACUGCACUGGACAUCUCCAAUCUCGGUCUCUCCGGUACCCUCUCCUCCGACGUCGGCCACCUCCGGUAUCUUCGAAAUCUCUCUGUCGCUGCCAAUAGUUUCUCUGGUCCCAUCCCUGUUGAAAUCUCCCAUAGCCCAAACCUGCGUUAUCUUAAUCUCUCCAACAAUGGUUUCAACUCAAGCUUUCCGAUCCAGCUUUCCCGCCUCAAAAAUCUCCAAGUUCUCGACCUUUAUAACAAUAAUAUGACUGGUGAGUUUCCAGCACAACUGUCUUUACUCAUUACUCUUCGUCAUUUAAAUUUCGGGGGAAAUUUUUUCACCGGUCAGAUUCCGCCGGCGAUCGGCACCUUCUCCAACCUUGAAUACCUCUCGGUUUCGGGUAACGAGCUCACCGGGUAUAUUCCCGGGGAGAUAGGAAACUUGACUGAACUCAAGGAACUCUAUAUUGGCUACUUCAACAACUUUUCUGGUGGUAUACCUAAGGAGAUUGGAAACUUAUCGGAGUUGAUAAGGUUUGACGCUGCAAGUUGUGGACUCUCCGGGGAGAUACCGGUAGAACUCAGCAAGUUGCAGAAUCUGGAUACUCUCUUUCUUCAAGUGAACGGCCUUUCUGGUUCCUUGACUAAGGAGCUAGGGAAGUUAAGGAGCUUAAAAUCAAUGGAUUUGUCUAACAAUAUGCUUUCUGGUGAAAUACCACCCAGUUUUGCCGAGCUCAGAAAUCUGACUCUGCUAAAUCUUUUCAGGAACAAGCUUACAGGAUCCAUACCCGAUUUUAUUGGGGAGUUACCUGAGUUGGAGGUUUUACAGUUGUGGGAAAACAACUUUACAGGAAGCGUUCCACAGAACCUGGGGACUAAUGGGAAUCUGAAGGAAGUAGACGUUAGCUCCAACAAAUUGACCGGAAUCCUGCCGCCCAAUCUUUGUAAUGGUAAUAAGCUUCAGAAGAUAAUCACUCUAGGAAAUUUUCUGUUUGGUCCGAUCCCGGAAUCCCUAGGUCAGUGCGAGUCACUGAGUCGAGUACGGAUGGGUGACAACUAUCUGAACGGUUCGAUUCCAAAAGGACUCUUUAGCUUGCCUAAGUUAACCCAACUCGAGCUCCAAGAUAAUCUUCUCUCUGGUACUUUUCCAGGGACAGAAAAAUUGUCUAAGAGUCUGGGGCUGAUUUGUCUUUCUAACAAUCAUCUCAACGGGCAAUUGCCCUCAAGUAUUGGGAAUUUUGCCGGUGUUCAGAAGUUAUUGCUGGAUGGGAACAAAUUUUCAGGCUCGAUUCCAUCUGAAAUUGGGAAUUUACAGCAGCUAUCAAAGAUGGAUUUGAGCAAUAACAAUUUUUCUGGCCCCAUUUUGCCGGAGAUCAGCAAGUGUAAGCUGUUGACAUAUGUUGAUCUCAGUCGGAAUCAAUUUUCAAGUGAGAUUCCAACAGAGAUCACUGGUAUGAGGAUUUUAAACUAUUUGAAUUUGUCAAGAAAUCAUUUGGCUGGGAGCAUUCCAGCUUCGAUAGCUAGUAUGCAGAGUUUAACUUCUGUUGAUUUUUCGUAUAACAAUUUGUCGGGGUUGGUUCCCAGCACUGGACAGUUCAGUUAUUUCAAUUACACUUCGUUCUUGGGGAAUCCCAAUCUUUGUGGCCCGUAUUUGUGGCCUUGCAAAGAAGGCAACAUUGGAGUCCAAAGGCCACCUAAGAAAGGGACUCUCUCUCCUUCCAUGAAGCUUGUGCUUGUGCUUGGAUUGCUUGUAUUUUCCAUUGCAUUCGCAGUGGUAGCAAUUAUUAAGGCCCGUUCAUUGAAAAAGACAACUGAAGCUCGUGCCUGGAAGCUUACUUCUUUCCAGCGCUUGGAUUUUACAUGCAAUGAUAUUUUGGAUUGUUUAAAGGAAGAUAAUAUUAUUGGGAAAGGAGGUGCUGGUAUUGUUUAUAAGGGAGCGAUGCCUAAUGGUGAGCAGGUUGCUGUUAAAAGGUUAGCCUCAAUGAGUCGAGCUCAUGUAGCUGAUUUCGGACUAGCCAAAUUCUUGCAAGAUUCUGGAGCAUCGGAGUCCAUGUCAGCCAUAGCUGGUUCUUAUGGGUAUAUCGCUCCAGAGUAUGCCUACACGCUCAAGGUGGAUGAGAAGAGUGAUGUGUACAGCUUCGGUGUAGUUCUUUUAGAACUUGUAACUGGAAAGAAACCUGUUGGGGAGUUCGGGGAUGGUAUUGACAUAGUCCAAUGGGUUAAGAAAAUGACAGAUGGGAAGAAGGAUGAGGUGCUCAAAAUCCUCGAUUCAAGAUUACCUACAGUUCCUCUCCAUGAGGUGAUGCAUGUAUUCUAUGUUGCAAUGCUGUGUGUUGAGGAACAAGCUCUGGACCGCCCCACCAUGCGUGAGGUGGUGCAAUUACUUACCGAGCUUCCAAAGCCAGCAAGCUCCAAUUCAGGUGAUUCAACAGUCUCGGAAUCCCCUGCUACAUCGAAUUUAGCAUCUCCAGCCACACCUCCAACAAAGAACUCGGAGGACCACCAGCCAGAGUCACCAGAUCUUCUUAGCAUUUAA